Messenger RNA from Brenthis ino (lesser marbled fritillary), 1863 nucleotides. NCBI's taxonomy places the organism in Eukaryota, Metazoa, Arthropoda, Insecta, Lepidoptera, Nymphalidae. The record is from the annotation of a GenBank genome assembly.
AUGCGUUACAUUACAUGUAUAUACAUUUUAUUAAUUAUAUCCGGAGCUUCUUUAGAAACGUAUAGUUUCAUCGAUUAUUGGACGAACUUAUUUCGACCAUUGCCUCGAAAUAUUAAAGAAGGAUUUGUACCAGACUACACUCCAAAAAAUGGUCAAGAGUAUGACUUCAUCAUAGUUGGAGCCGGAUCGGCGGGAUGCGUUUUAGCUAAUAGGCUUUCAGAAAUAUCUCAAUGGAAAGUAUUGCUCCUGGAAGCGGGAGGUAAUGAAAAUUUUUUCUCAGACAUACCAAUAUUUGCUCCAUUUCUUUCAAUAACUCCAAUGAAUUGGGGGUAUACUGCAGAGCCCGAACAAAAAGCAUGCAGAGAUCUUAGAGGAAACGUUUGCUACAUGCCGCGUGGCAAAGUACUUGGAGGAAGCAGCGUCCUCAACUUUUUAAUAUACCAACGUGGCCAUCCUGAAGAUUACAACGAUUGGGUCCGAAUGGGUAAUGAAGGUUGGAGUUACAAUGAAAUCCUUCCUUAUUUUAAAAAAUCUGAAAAUAUACAUAUAAAAGAGUUACGUAAUUCAACCUUCCACGGUGUAGGAGGUUAUUUAGAUAUUGACUAUGCAACUUUUGGUACACCGUUAAACGAAGCAUUUAAAAGGGCUAGUGAAGAACUCGGCUACGAAUGGAAUGAUCCAAAUGGAGAAAACGUAAUUGGGUUCUCAAAACCCCAAGCGACUAUUAGAAACGGCCGACGGUGUAGCACAUCUAAAGCUUUUUUGGAGCCUGUAAGAACGAGACGAAAUUUAAAAGUGUCUAAAUAUUCGAUAGUAACAAAAAUUCUCAUUGAUCCUGUCACAAAAAUUGCUAAUGGAGUAGAAUUCGUGAAAUAUAAUAAAAGGAGAAGGAUAUUCGCUCGUCGAGAGAUUAUCUUAGCAGCAGGCACAAUCGGUUCUGCGCAAUUGCUGAUGCUGUCGGGUGUGGGACCAGCAGAACACCUUCAAGAACUGGGUAUCAACACUCUAGUCGAUUUGCCAGUGGGAUAUAACUUACAGGACCACAUCACCUUUUCUGGAAAUGCAUUCAUUGUUAAUAGUACUGGACUCUGUGUAAACGAUAUUAUGGCUGCAUCACCGACGGCCGCAGCAUCUUACAUGUUGGGUUAUGGACCUUUAACUAUUCCCGGUGGUGCGUCGGGUCUCGCCUUCAUACAGACCAAGUUCGGACGAGAUUUGGCCGAAGGACGCCCUGAUAUUGAGUUAGUGAUGGGCGCUGGAUCGCUGGCUGGAGAUCUGUUUGGUAUUAUACGCUCUAUGCUAGGAGUAACAGAUGAAUGGUACAGAGAAGUAUAUGGAUCAUUACCAUUGAAAGAUCGUCAAAAUUCUUUCGCAUUAAAUCCCGUACUGAUACGACCCAGAAGCGUAGGACGCCUCACACUACGCUCUAGUAACUUUAGCGAUCAACCUAGAAUACAACCAAAUUAUUUCAACCAUCCAGAAGAUUUGCAAACUCUGAAGGAAGGAGUCCGAUUUGCACAAAAAAUAAUAAAAACAAGAGCAUUUCAACGCUAUGGCACCAAAUUACACGACAAGCCAUUCCCCAAAUGUGAGAACCUUCCCUUCGACUCGGAAGAGUACUGGGAGUGCGCCAUCAUGCAAACGUCAAUUACUUUAGAUCAUCAGGUGGGCACAUGCAAAAUGGGACCAGAUAGUGACCCAACAGCUGUUGUUUCUCCCAGAUUACUCGUACGAGGUAUCCAAAGACUUCGUAUUGUAGAUGCAUCCAUCAUGCCACGGAUCCCUGCUGCACAUACACAUGCCCCAGUUGUUAUGAUCUCUGAAAAAGCUUCUGACCUAAUCAAGGAAGACUGGAAUAAACUU